Monodelphis domestica (gray short-tailed opossum) is the source of this 1077-nucleotide messenger RNA. It is a transcript of the gene ISG20, whose product is annotated as interferon stimulated exonuclease gene 20. Gene Ontology annotation, molecular function: exonuclease activity; nucleic acid binding. NCBI's taxonomy places the organism in Eukaryota, Metazoa, Chordata, Mammalia, Didelphimorphia, Didelphidae. Gene Ontology annotation, cellular component: nucleus. The record is from RefSeq and is a predicted model, not a curated record. Gene Ontology annotation, biological process: RNA catabolic process; defense response to virus; negative regulation of viral genome replication.
UGGAUGGUUGGGGAGGACCUGGGACCUUUUUCCUCUCCAUCUGUCUCUGUCUCUCUUUUCUCUUUCCCCUCUCCACUCCCUUCCUGUUGGUCUCCCUCUAUCACUGCCUCUUUCUCUGUGCCUCUGUCUCUGUGUCUCUGUCUCUCUCCCACUCAAAGCUUAGUAUAAGGAAACUGGUUGGUUGGUUUGUCAGGGUGCCAGCUCCUACUGUUGCCAGGUGGCAUUAGUAACAAAGGGCAAAGACUAUUUAACCUGACUGCUAAGCUUCAUAGAGCUCAGUUCAGAGCCAGUUCCUUUGAAUUAGGCUGGGCACCAUUGAAUUCUGAUCAUACUUGAAUCAGCCCAAGACUGGGCAGUCACUGCUCUCUACUCUCCCCUCCCAGUGCACCUGAGUGCCUGCUCACCAUGGGAGACCAUCCCAGCGAGGACCAGAUCGUCGCCAUGGACUGUGAGAUGGUAGGAGUGGGGCUUCUACGGGAGAGCGGUCUGGCCCGGUGCAGUAUCGUGGACUAUGAUGGCCUUGUGGUGUACGACGAAUUCAUCCGGCCGGAAGGGGAGAUCACAGACUACCGAACCCACGUCAGUGGGAUAGAGCCUUUUCACAUGUCGAUGGCCGUACCUUUCCAGAGUGCCAGGGAAGAGAUCUUAAAGCUCCUUCGAGACAAGCUGGUGGUAGGCCACGACCUCCGAUUUGACUUUAAGGCCUUGAAAGAAGAUAUGUCAAAGUACAAUCUCUAUGAUACCGCCAAGGACAGACUGCUUUGGCAGUCAGGAGGCCUGGGGGGCUGUCGGCGGGUGUCCCUCAAGGUUCUCUGUGAGAGGAUCCUCAAGAGAAAAAUUCAGAAUAGCAAAUUUGGACACUCCUCCGUGGAAGAUGCCAGAGCUACUAUGGAACUCUAUAAGAGAUCCAGACUUCUACGGGACAAUGAAAGGAGGUAAUGCAAGCAAGAUUGGCCCUUGACUAGGAGGAAUGAAAGCCACAAGCCUCCAGGAAUAUAUUUUUCCCCCUUCAGAAGAAUUUCCCCCAAAUGUCCACUUUCUUGCUUUUAUGAUAAUAAAAUGAAUCUAUUUUCUGUA